This is a messenger RNA of Klebsormidium nitens, 1352 nucleotides long. The record is from the annotation of a GenBank genome assembly. Lineage: Eukaryota; Viridiplantae; Streptophyta; Klebsormidiophyceae; Klebsormidiales; Klebsormidiaceae.
AAUGGCAGAGCAGCUUCAGAGACGAGUUUCCAGGAGAACAUUUGGCAGGCGCUCAGCAAAACUGCCAAAAGCGCCCGAAGGUUAGCAAAGGAACACACGCGGAUGAACAUACACACGACAGGGCUACUUUGGAGGGACGGGGUGGAUUCUUGCUAGACCACUUUUGCGGAAUUGAUUUGUUCAAUGCAGAAGAUCUGAAGGCAGCACUGCAUUCUCCGCUUAUUCAAUUGGUGGCUGCACCACCCACCGGUCCCACAUAGCUCUUGAAAAGCCGGGUACUCAGCAGAUUAAAACGGAAGAGGAGAACGCAAUUCUGCUUUCCUUCCGGACCUGGGGGCCGGAUGUCGGGUGGCUAUAAGUACAGCCUGCAUCAGGCAGCAUACAUAAAACUGAUCCUGCACGCUAUCAAGCAUCCAGCUGCUGCUGUCAAUGGGCUGCUGAUUGGAAAGGUGUCCAGCGCGUCUCCUCAGAAUGACGACGCUGGAGCACAGGCAAUUGUCGCUGCGGGAGGGGCGGUCGACAUCCACGAUGCGGUGCCGCUCUUUCACAGUCAUCUAGAGCUGGCGCCCAUGCUGGAAGUUGCUUUGGCUCAGGUUGAUGAAUAUUACUCGUCUCAGGCCGGCGGCCUCUCGAUCGUAGGGUACUACCAUGCAAAUGAACGGUACAACGAUGCAGAUCUGGGCUCCGCUGCCAAGAAGAUUGCUGACAAGAUUGCUCAAUAUGUCCCGCAGGCAGCGGUGAUUCUGAUUGACAACACGAAGCUACAGAACCUGCGGAAGGAAUCAACAGCUACUCUGCAGCUUUUUACCACCACCGCUCGAUCAAGUUGGCAGCGGAACACUCGCCUGAGCUUGCGGGAUGCUUCGGCGGGAAGUGUACUGGUCGACCACGUGGCGGGAAAGAAGUACCGGAGUCUCACAGACUUCGACGACCACCUUGACGAUGUUUCCAAAGACUGGAGGAAUCUCGACUUCUUCAGAUAGACGGAGCGAAUGCUUCUCGGUAUUUUCACUCAGUAAAUGUGUCUUCAAUUGAGGAAUACCUCUACCACGGACUUUUCCAAGUAAUGAACUGCGCAGUCAUCUUCAAUCUGUCCUGGUCAAUGAGCGACUUUCUGGAGGGUAUUGUGCUAGGCUCUCAACAUGCGCACGCUGCCUGCAUGGAGGAUACAGUAACACGAAGCUACCGGUGUUGUUAAAUGAUCAUGCAGUGGUUGAAGAUAUUUUGGCGGCCAUGCAGGGAACGUUCAUCGGAUUGUAUACGACUUGAUCAAUGAGCCAGGUCGGACUCUGAGCAGCGGCAAAACCUAAUUGUGCAUCAAAAGACUAUAUGCGCAACUAGCUUGAUUUGAC